Lolium perenne is the source of this 1552-nucleotide messenger RNA. Its product is annotated as L-type lectin-domain containing receptor kinase IX.1-like. Gene Ontology annotation, biological process: protein phosphorylation. Lineage: Eukaryota; Viridiplantae; Streptophyta; Magnoliopsida; Poales; Poaceae. The record is from RefSeq and is a predicted model, not a curated record. Gene Ontology annotation, molecular function: ATP binding; protein kinase activity.
CUGGUGGGUGCAGGGUCGGUGCCGCUGUUCUCCCAGCGCCAACUGCACCCAGUUCACUGCGCCGACGGGGCAGGAGGUGUUCCGGUGCUGAUGCAUGGAGGGGUUCGAGGGCGACGGCUUCAUCGACGGCGCCGGUUGCCGGCCACAAGGUGCCUCGAGCUGGGAAGGCCGCAAACUACAAGUGUCCACUGGUGUGGCUGCCGCAUGCGGAACCUUCCUACUUUCCGCCAGCAUCGCGGUUUGCUUCUUCCUCCACCGCCGGGGGAGAAGCAACGCCAUGAAAACAGACAAAAAAAUACCUAAACAUGCGAGACUCUUCCGUGGAGAACUCGUGGAGGACGAGCUUGACCAAGGAGCCGGUGCCCCCCGACGAUUUUACUACGACGAACUCACUGUCGCCACUGAUAACUACUCCGACGACAGGGCGCUCGGAAAAGGAGGCUUUGGAUCAGUGUAUCGAGGAUUCCUGAGCGACAUGAACCGUGAAGUGGCCAUCAAGAGGGUGUCUGAGACCUCUCGACAGGGCUGGAAGGAGUUCGUCUCCGAGGUGAGCAUCAUUAGUCGGCUCAGGCAUCGGAACCUCGUGCAGCUCAUUGGAUGGUGCCAUGGCGGCGACGAGCUGCUCUUGGUCUACGAGUUGAUGCAUAAUGGCAGCCUUGACACUCAUUUGCACAAACCAGACUGCGUGCUGGCAUGGCCAGUUAGGUAUGAGAUCGUGCUCGGCGUAGGUUCAGCACUUCUAUAUUUACACCAGGACAUGGAGCAACGCGUGGUUCACAGAGACAUCAAGCCAAGCAACAUCAUGCUAGACUCCUCGUUCACCGCCAAGCUUGGCGACUUUGGUCUCGCGAGGCUUAUCAAUGACGGCAGAAGAUCUUACACGACUGGCUUGGCCGGUACAUUGGGGUACUUCGAUCCAGAGAGCAUGCUGUCCGGCAGAGCGAGCGUGGAGUCAGACAUCUACAGCUUCGGGGUCCUCCUCCUCGAGGUUGCCUGCGGGCGGCGCCCUGCGGUGGUCCACAAAAAUGGUGAUGUCGUCCACCUGGUUCAAUGGGUGUGGGACUUAUAUGGCGGUGGAGGGAUCGUUGGUGCCGCCGACGAGCGGCUUAGGGGCGAGUUGGAUGAUCGGGAAAUGGAGUAUGUUCUGGUCGUCGGACUCUGGUGCGCGCAUCCCGAUCGCGGCAUGAGGCCGUCCAUCAGGCAAGCUGUGAACGUUUUGCGAUUCGAAGCGCCAUUGCCGAGCCUGCCGGCAAGGAUGCCUGUUGCAACCUAUGGACCGCCGACAAAUCCUUUGAGUUUUGGGACGCUGGUCUUAAGCAGUGCCAACGGCCGGUGACGAUGAUCUCUUUGGAACACACAGACAACCAGGGACAUCGGUCACUAACUAAAUUGAGAGCGGCAACUUCUGUAGUCAUUCUACAACAUAUUAUAGCUCAAUGUCACUGCUGAAACAUGGUUGAUGUUUUUUUUUUCUGAAUCCUUGCGUCAGGAUUUAGGAUCGGAGUGACAUUAAUGAAGCUUAAUGAGUUCUUUUGUGGUACCCUCAAAUGAA